Molecule: messenger RNA, 397 nt
Organism: Dentiscutata heterogama
Lineage: Eukaryota; Fungi; Glomeromycota; Glomeromycetes; Diversisporales; Gigasporaceae
Source: the annotation of a GenBank genome assembly
GAAUGUAAAUGGAAUAGCAACACAAUUAAAAACUCAUUUUCCAUUUCUUACUAAACAUCAUUGUAUAAGUUAUCGCUUAGUACUUGCUUCUAAAGAUGCUGCAGAGCUAACUCCAUACUUUGAAACUUAUGAUAAAAUUAUUCGUCAACUUUAUAGCUAUUUUAUAAUUAGUGCUCUAUUAGAAGAUGCAACUAAAGGCCAAAAAACUGCACAACAACUUUAUAAUACUGAUUAUGUUUCAGUCUCAGAAGUUACAAUACAAGUAAAUACAGUUAUUGAAUUUAUUACAGCUGAUUUUAUUGGUAAAGCAAAUAUACAACCUACUUUUGGAACUAUACUAUUACGGUUUAUGAAUCAGCAAAAUAUUUUACCUCAUGAUUUUCCUUUAUUUGUAUGA